Molecule: messenger RNA, 2240 nt
Organism: Diuraphis noxia (Russian wheat aphid)
Lineage: Eukaryota; Metazoa; Arthropoda; Insecta; Hemiptera; Aphididae
Gene: Cat
Product: Catalase
Biological process (GO): response to hydrogen peroxide; hydrogen peroxide catabolic process
Cellular component (GO): cytoplasm; mitochondrion; peroxisome
Molecular function (GO): heme binding; catalase activity
Source: RefSeq, a predicted model, not a curated record
GUUGAUAUAUUUUUUUUUAAUGAUUGUUUUAUUAUUAAUUGUUAACAGACGUUAAUCGAUUGUGGAAUACUGCAUUAGUGCAUUACUGCAUAGUGGGAACCGGAAUGCACGUUAUUAUAAAGUACAUAGUUUAAUAGAUGUCUAUGAAAAUGGUGUGAGUGGAGUGGAGUGGAGUGUGGAGCUGUUAUUGUCGACAGUGGUUUGUGGACGUAAUGGACGCUAAAGCGGCUAAACAACAUUCACGCGGUGUCAGAGUGACAUUGUAACAUCGAUUAUUACCUAUUCAGUAUUUACUAUAUUUGAAUAUUCACAAUACAUUGUACACGUAUUAUUGUGAGUAUAGACUGCGUGGAAUACCUAUGGUGAUGGGUAUGCUUUAGCAGUUACGAGUUACGCCACUGUGUUGUUGACUGUAGACUGGAACAGUUUUACUUGGUACUUUGGUUGUUUAGAGUUUUAGACGUUUAGUAGUUGCCAGUGUGCGGUCUAUGGUCGAAGGAGUGUGACGUGUGUCUCUGUAACAAUAAAUUAAAUAAUACUUUUUUAAUAGAAGAAGUCAAACACCGCUAAUAAAUUUAUACAUUUAAUAAAAACAAAACAAUAAUAAUGUCUGACAUUAAAGAGCCGGCUGAUAAACAACUCGAAGAUUUUAAAAAAUCUGUUGAGAAUACUGGAGUUAUCAGAACUGGGAAUGGUGCGCCAGUUGAUGAUCAUACUAAUUCAAUUCAAGCUGGAUUAAAUGGACCACUGGUUAUACAAGAUCAUAAUCUUUUAGAUGAAAUUUCACAUUUUGACCGUGAACGUAUUCCAGAACGAGUYGUACAUGCAAAAGGAGGAGGUGCAUUUGGUUACUUUGAAGUAACCCACGAUAUUUCAAAAUACUGUAAGGCUGAUGUAUUUUCAAGCAUCGGAAAACAAACUCCUGUUGCUGUAAGAUUUUCAACUGUUGGCGGAGAGAGUGGAUCAGCUGAUACUGUUAGGGACCCAAGAGGUUUUGCUGUAAAGUUUUAUACUGAAAAUGGAAUUUGGGAUUUAGUUGGAAACAAUACACCAAUAUUUUUUAUAAGAGAUCCAAUUUUAUUUCCAAGUUUUAUUCAUACCCAAAAGAGAAAUCCAGUUACCCAUUUAAAGGAUGCAAAUAUGUUUUGGGACUUUCUGACUCUUCGUCCUGAGUCAUUACACCAGGUAAUGAUACUGUUUUCAGAUCGUGGAAUCCCAGAUGGAUAUCGUCAUAUGAACGGAUAUGGAUCUCAUACGUUUAAAAUGGUCAAUGCUUCUGAUAAGGCAGUUUAUGUUAAAUUUCAUUUCAAGACUGAUCAAGGUAUUAAAAAUUUGGAUGUUAAAAAAGCUCGUGAUCUUGCUGCUGAUGACCCAGAUUAUUCAAACCGUGAUUUAUUCAAUGCUAUUGCUAAUGGCAACCAUCCUACUUGGACCUUGUAUAUACAAGUGAUGACAUUUGAAGAAGCUGAUGCUAAUAAAUUCAAUCCUUUUGAUAUUACAAAAGUUUGGUCUCAUGCGGAUUACCCAUUAAUACCAGUUGGCAAACUAGUGUUGAAUCGUAACCCUACUAACUAUUUUGCUGAUAUUGAACAAAUUGCUUUCAGCCCAGCGCACAUGGUGCCUGGUAUCGAACCUAGCCCUGAUAAACUUCUUCAGGGACGCUUGUUUUCUUAUAGUGAUACACAUCGUCAUCGUUUAGGAGCAAACUAUUUGCAGUUGCCUGUGAAUUGUCCGUACCGAACUAAAGUCACAAACUAUCAGCGCGAUGGACCUCAAGCUUAUAAUAAUCAAGGAUCUGCACCAAACUAUUAUCCCAAUAGUUUUUCUGGACCAGAACAGCAACCUCACUUUAAUAUGUCGUCAUUCAAUGUUUCUGGAGCUGUUGCCAAAUAUGACUCAAGCAAUGAUGACAACUAUACCCAGGCAGGUUUACUUUAUAGAAAUGUUUUACCUAAAGAUGAACAAAUUAGAUUGGUUGAAAAUAUAACAGAUAACUUAAAACAUGCAGCUGAUUUUCUACAAGAAAGAGCAAUUUAUCAUUUCACUCAAAUUGACGAUGGCUUAGGUAAACAACUAAGAGAACAUUUGAAGUUGGCCAAGUGUUCAAAAGCAAAUCUUUAAUAAUUUAAAAAAAAUUGCAUAACUGUUUAAAAUAAAGUUUUAGUUUUUGUUUAACUGUAUAAUGCUAACUUAUAAUUAACAGGAUAAUUUAAAUGUUUAUUUAUUAUAAUACAUUUAAA